This is a messenger RNA of Phaeodactylum tricornutum CCAP 1055/1, 1729 nucleotides long. RefSeq names its product diatom histidine kinase like (gene DHKL). Lineage: Eukaryota; Bacillariophyta; Bacillariophyceae; Surirellales; Neidiaceae. Gene Ontology annotation, molecular function: histidine phosphotransfer kinase activity; phosphorelay sensor kinase activity. Gene Ontology annotation, biological process: phosphorelay signal transduction system; protein autophosphorylation. The record is from RefSeq and is a predicted model, not a curated record. The coding region runs from base 1 to 1626 and encodes 541 amino acids. The transcript has a single exon.
AUGGCGGCCAUUGGUGCCGCAGCAAUAAUUCUCGGAAUGUCGCUGCUUUUCUUUUUGUACGACUUUUUCGUUCGUCGUGAAUUUCAUGAGAAGCAGUCCGUACUGGAAGCCAAACGAACGUUUGUGCGAUUUGUUUCUCACGAAGUUCGAACACCCUUGAACACUGUGUGUAUGGGGCUUCGCUUACUCAAGGAAGAGCUGGUAGGAGUGUUAUUGGGUUGUCCCCAAACUCUUGAUCAAGGGCAGCCUGUCGAUUCCCGAUCUCCAGCAGAAUUGAAAGACUCCUUGUUCGCGUUGAGUGACGAAGUAUUGACAAACGCCGAAAGUGCCGUCGACAUCCUGAAUGACUUGUUGAAUUAUGACAAGAUUGAAAUGGGAACAUUAAUUCUGGAGCUGACAACAUUUCCAAUAUGGAAGCUCAUUGAGCAGAUUAGUGCAGAAUUUGAAUUGCCGGCGAAAUCCAAAAGUAUUUGUUUGAAACAGGAUUGGACCAGCUUGUUCAAAAGGAAAACCAACGAUAUAGAAUGUAGCGGGGGAAUCUCGUCGCUCUCGACUGAUUUUGCUGAAUGUCGGUUUGUAGGAGAUGCAGUUCGGAUUACCCAAGUUUUUCGAAAUUUACUAUCGAACGCAAUCAAAUUCAGUCAUCGGGGAGGUAAGUUUUAUCAUCGUCAGGAGUUGUCUGCCAAACCUCCAGAGCUAUGUCUCAGAUCUCUUGUACAAUUGGGGGUAGGAUCAAUAAUGAUUCGUACGUCUUGGGUCAAGCCUAAAGACCAACAGUGUGUCGCAAAAGAAUCCCUUGACUGCUUUACUUUGAGUACUGGUGAAGAGGUCUGUUAUCCUCAAAAUGGGCACGUUCAAGUAGAAGUAAUCGACACGGGAGUAGGCAUGACCAGAGAACAGCUGGAAAAACUGUUUCGACACGGUGUUCAGUUCAACGCAAACAAUUUGCAAUCUGGUCAAGGGAGCGGCCUUGGAUUGUACAUAGCGAAAGGUAUAGCCGAGCAACAUGGUGGAACCUUAAUUGCAACUUCCGCAGGGCUCAACAGGGGGACAACCUUCACGUUGGUUUUGCCCCUCCACAAAAUCCCGAGUGAUUGUCUUUCAACAUCUUCAACGAAGUUCACGCUGGACCAAGAUUUUGCGCAGAUUCCGCACCUCAUUCAGCAGCAACAGCCGACGGGAAAUUUGCGCCUACUGAUUGUGGAUGAUGUCGCGAUGAACCGCAAGAUACUUAGACGUUUGCUUGAACAGAAAGGCCAUGAUUGCUUCGAAGCUGAAAAUGGUCAAACUGCAGUUGAAUUGGUGCAAAAGUCACUCAACGCCAAGCAAGGGUUUGAUUCGAUCCUUUUGGAUUUUGAAAUGCCUAUCAUGGAUGGGCCGUCUGCUUGUAGAAAGAUGCGCGAUAUUGGUUGCCAAUGCUGCAUAGUUGGUAUAACUGGAAACAUCUUGCCACAUGAUGUGGCGCUCUUCAAGCGCGCGGGUGCGGACAUGGUAUUGCCUAAACCACUUCAUAUCGAGGCCCUUGAGGAUGUGUGGCUGGAAUACGGCCUGACGGGUUGUCUGACUUUCUCGAAGGAUGCCACCAUUGAUCAUGAUUUAGUCAAUGAAAUCAGGCACUCCAUCUAGCUUGUCAUCGAGACGAGAUAGUCUCUGUCAAUUAGUUUUUUGUUGGUACGGAUCGAAUGCGUAUAUGGGGGCGGUCCGGUUUGUUGAAGGAAUGACAUGUGGG